AUGGCGGACCUGAUGGAUCCGCCUUGCGUACCUAUCACGGACAAGGAAUCUCGGACCUUCCCAGCUUUCCCGCUCCUCCCUACUGAGAUCCGCCUCCGAAUCUGGGCUCAGUCACUCCUACCCCGCGUCCUUGAGCUUCACUUUCCUCAGGCCCACCAUGCUGACCAGUCUAGCAUCGAUGCCGACCAUCAUUCCAUGCAACGACCGCCGGCGUUCCAGUCCCGGUCCUAUAACCCUGCCGCCCUCUCCGUCAACAUGGAGGCUCGCACUGUCGCCCUGACUGUCUACACAGUUGCCCUCCCCCUCACACCAGAGAAGCACCACGGCCUUGCCCUAGAUGGACGCCGAGUGCUCUACAUUUCCCCUGACCGUGAUAUAGUAGUCCUGCUGGGCUAUGUGCCGGCCACGAAAGUGAGUCGGCUGUUGAGCUGGUUUCGCGAACAGAUUCGCGUUCGGGUACAUGGGUUAGGGGGUAAUAGCCUACUUACUGGACUGUGCAGCAUCGGUGUAAGCGCGGCCCAAUUUACGAAUAAUCAGGGAGCGCAACUCCUCCGGAUUAUAGGAAGGGAUUUGUUUCAUGAUGUUGACUACUUUAUACUGGUUAUUGGCUCAGGGCCUGGAUAUGGGACGAAGCAGGCCCCCCCUGAUUGGUGGGAUGGUGGGAAGUGCCUCUUGCGCGAAUGGUCGCAGUAUGAGAGAGAUGAAGAUGACCAAUAUAGGGAAUUCCAGAUGGGUGUUGGUCGGCAGUUUCGCGAUCGGGAUGGUUGGAUGGUCGUUGGGAGGAAUCAUAUGAGGAUUGCUAGCAUCUAUUUUGAAAAUGGGUGGUAG
Molecule: messenger RNA, 828 nt
Organism: Talaromyces amestolkiae
Lineage: Eukaryota; Fungi; Ascomycota; Eurotiomycetes; Eurotiales; Trichocomaceae
Exons: 1
Coding region: 1-828 (275 amino acids)
Source: RefSeq, a predicted model, not a curated record